GGCGGGGUUAGAUUGCAGGGCAGGGACUCUGCAGACGCCGCCAUGGCUAGCAGGGCUCUUGGGCCUGCGCGCUCCCUGCUCGCUGCCCUUCUGGCUCCGGCGCUGGUGUCACUACUGGUGUCGCCGGCCCGGGGUCGCGGGGGCCUGGACCACGGGGACUGGGACGUGGAAAGGCGACUACCUCCGCUGCCACCCCGCGAUGACGCGCCGCGCGUGGCCCGCUUCGUGACGCACGUCUCGGACUGGGGCGCGGUGGCCACUAUCUCCACGCUGGAGGCGGUGCGCGGCAGGUCCUUCGCGGACGUCAUCUCAUUUAGUGACGGUCCCCCGGGCGCAGGCAGCGGCGUGCCCUACAUGUACCUGAGCCCCUUGCAGCAGCUAGUGAGCGACUUGCGGGAAAAUCCACAGGCUACACUGACACUGUCUUUGGCACAGACUGUCUUCUGUAGGAAACAUGGAUUUGAUCCCCAGAGUCCCUUGUGUGUUCAUAUAAUGCUGUCGGGAACUGUGACCAAGGUGAAUGAGAAAGAAGCGGACUAUGCAAAGAAUUCCUUAUUCCUUCGACACCCUGAGAUGAAAACUUGGCCUUCCAGCCAUAAUUGGUUCUUUGCUAAGUUAAAUAUAACCAAUAUCUGGGUCUUGGACUACUUUGGUGGACCGAAAGUAGUGACACCUGAAGAAUAUUUUAAUGUCACAUUGCAGUGAACCAGAACAUGGUGAACCCACCACACCAGCGAAGAAGAGUCUUAGAUGGCUCGUGCAUGCUUAAAGGGCUUGGCGUUGUCUGCAACUUCUCUGCCUGUCCGCCGACUCUGCUGCCCACUGGUUGAUUUUGUCUGCUUGCCUGUCUAUAGAAUGUUUUUGGCCUUAGACUGGAUCUCUUGGGAGAUGUGGUUGCUGGAUUUAAAACAUGUAUUUUGAAGCCAUUUUCAUAGGGAAAUGCCAUUCGUUAUAAUCAAGGAUGUUUUCUUUCAUCUGUUCCCAGCAGUUUUUCCUCAAGGGUGCCCAUAGAUGGGCAGCAUAGACCAGGUGUAGAUUGUCCGUUGACACUGCAGGUACAGAGGUUCAGGGGUUUAUUCCUGACAGCCACUGUGCCUGGAGGGUGCCCCCCUCACCCAGCUGUCUCUGGAGCCUGUGAAGAGGGGCCUGUGCAGAGGGUGUGCCCUGAUGCAGAGUGCCUGUGUGAACCCUUCAGACAUGGAAGGGAUGAGCUACUUGUAUGGCUGAUUCAGUACAGGACAAAAACAUAUUCUGUAAGACUCUCUAAAUGUCUUACAUUUGAAAGUCAUAGUUAUCCACAACCAAAGAAGUAAAAAUAUUUCCUGCUUUCAUUUCCCACCAGAUAUUCACUCUUUAUCACAUACACACAUGGCCCGGGGGUGGGGUGCAGCUUGCCUCAUAGAGUGUUUGCCCAGCAUGCAUGAGGCCCUGGGUCUCAUCCCCGGAGUGAAACAAAUGACAAAAACCCAAAACAAUUUUCUUAUUUGCAUGAAAAGAGGAUUGCAGAAAGAAAGGAAAGGAAUUUUGUCUAUGUGGGAUUCUUUUUUACAAAAAAAAAAAGACUUAUAAGAAUUAACUCAGGCACUAACCAUAGCCCAAGCCUUCUUCAGAUGUUCUGUAUCCUGAAGCUCCUGGUGCUGCCACCUGAGCCAUUCAUCUGUGGGAGAUAUCAUGGUGACAUGGCACAAACAAUAUUUCUGGGCUAGAGGGCUGGCUCAGCAUCUAAGACCAUAGACUGCCCCAGUCAAGGAACCAGCGCCAGAUUCAGGCAGACAGCUGCCCACAACUGCAGCUCUAGGGAAGCAAAGCCCCAGCCUCUGAGGGCACCUGCCCUCACAGGUUUGUACCACAGAUAGACCCUCACGCACACACAAUUAAAAAUCAUACAUCUAAAACCGGUUCUUUAAAGGAGGUGCUAGUUAGCUCCAUCACCUAUAAUUGUGAUCUUGGAUGACAUAAGAUUCCUUUUAAUAAGGUGUGGGGUUUCAAGUCGCUGUCCCUUUCAGAAGCAAGAAGUUACAUAGAAGCCAUCAUGUUGGGAAAAAACUUUAAAAAUCCAGCAAACGACUUCUCAAGAAAAAUUGUUAAACAGCCAGGAUUUUGUCAUUCAAACCAUUAACAAUUAAAAAGGUUGUUUUCAUAA
Mesocricetus auratus (golden hamster) is the source of this 2143-nucleotide messenger RNA. RefSeq names its product cellular repressor of E1A stimulated genes 1 (gene Creg1). NCBI's taxonomy places the organism in Eukaryota, Metazoa, Chordata, Mammalia, Rodentia, Cricetidae. The record is from RefSeq and is a predicted model, not a curated record. The coding region runs from base 43 to 705 and encodes 220 amino acids. The transcript has 4 exons.